GGCCGAGUUUGGUGCGUGAGAUUAAUCAAUACGAAAUGCCGAUUGAAUGUUAAACCGAACUUCAUCCCGCCUUAGUUCUUUACCGACUGCAAAUCCGUUACUUCCGUACUAACAAAUCUGCCGCAUAUCAGUCGAUACCCGUAGCUCGUAGUUUUGUUCUGUGACGUGAUCAGCACGCCUUCCGUCCCCCGCUAGGCUCACGGCAACACACCGGGGCCCCCGCGUAGCCUAGCCCUCGGACACUCGGUCCAGUUGAAAGAGUGGCUUAUUUUGAUUCUCGGGACAAACUCAUAAAAGUGUCGGUAGUGUCCAGUGUUCGAGACAUAGACACAGUCGUCUGGCGUCGCAAGCACCUAGUGAUGAGUGAACAGGAUGUGGACGACGUUGCGUUCCUGACAGGUGAUAGCCAAACUGGGAUCCACAAACGCAGUGUCUACGAACACAAUGGAGUUGCAGUCUGUUCCCAGAAGAGAGCACUAUGUAUCGCUACUGUUGUCAUGGCAAUACUCUUCACCAUAUCCCUCAUCAUCGCCUAUGCUGGGCCACAAGCAGAGUGCCCUUGUGCCGGUGAGAAGCCAGCAUCAUUGGAUGGAGAGGAUGAGGAAGGGGUCAGAAACGUGAUCCCAAUAGCGACCAAUGGGGAGAUUUUCCCCUGGAACAACCCAAGGCUGCCGACUUUUGCCAGACCUACAAGAUACCACAUGCAUAUCCAUCCCAACUUAACCACACUGGAUGUAAAAGGUCAAGUCACAAUCGACUUUAAUGUUGAGAAAGACACUUUUUUCAUUGUGCUACAUUCAAAAAACCUCACUAUUACUGACAAAAUGGUGACUACAGACCGUAAAACGAACAGGCUGCAGAUAGCAAGGUUUCUGGAGUAUCCAAACGGCCAACAACUGUACCUGGAGAUGAAGGAGAAGUUUCGAAGACGAGUGAACUAUACACUGAUCAUGAGGUUUGCCACUCGACUCAGCAGGGAACUUGAAGGAUUCUAUCUCAGCAGCUAUACUACCAAGGAUGGAGAACGGAGAUAUCUCGCAACAACCCACUUUGAACCAACCUACGCUCGCACAGCUUUUCCUUGCUUUGAUGAGCCACAGUUCAAAGCACGUUUCAAGAUGUCCAUAUUUAGAGACAGAUUCCACAUAUCUCUUUUCAAUAUGCCAAUCAUAAACACAGAAGAUGCUGGCUUCUACAUGGGAACAGGAUUGUUAAGAGAUGACUUCCAAGAGUCAGUGGAGAUGAGCACAUACUUAGUGGCGUUUGUUGUGUGUGACUACAAGCAUAUCAGUGGCCGGACAAGCAGAGAUGUAUCCGUGUCCGUUUAUGCUCCCCCAGACUUGAUCCCUCAGGCAAAGUUUGCACUGGACACAGCCGUCAGUAUGAUGGAUCACUAUGAGGACUUCUUCGGCGUGGAUUAUCCACUUCCCAAACAAGACCUGAUAGCAAUACCAGAUUUUGGGGUUGGAGCAAUGGAAAACUGGGGUCUCAUAACAUAUCGUGAGACCUCUAUCUUGUACGAUCCCAAUGAGACGUCAGCAGCAGCUCAUCAGUGGGUGGCUGUCGUGGUGGCACACGAACUGUCACACCAGUGGUUCGGGAACUUGGUGACAAUGCGUUGGUGGAACGAUUUGUGGCUGAACGAGGGGUUUGCCAGUUUCUUGGAGUACUUGGGUGUGGACCAUGUCAUGCCUGGUUGGAAUAUGAUGGAGCAGUUUGUACUGGAGAAGACCCAACCCGGAUUGAACCUGGAUGCCCUCACCUCCAGUCACCCCAUAUCUGUGUCUGUUCAUGAUCCCACGGAGAUCGAGGCUAUCUUCGAUACAAUCUCAUACAGUAAAGGUGCAGCGCUGUUAUACAUGCUGGAGAAGUUCUUGGGUCAAGACACGUUCCGUAGUGGCCUCAACGAUUAUUUGAAUAUUCACAAAUAUGGCAAUGCAGACACAAAGGAUUUAUGGACAGUACUGAGCAAACAUGCCAAUAACUCUAUACAAGUCAAAACAAUAAUGGACACAUGGACAAGGCAAAUGGGAUUCCCAUUGAUAUCUAUCGGGCGUGAGGGAAGUUCUGUGUACGCCAAUCAGAGCCGCUUCCUACUGACACCUGAUCCCUACAACGACAGCUCGGCGGCUUUGGAUAUGCCCCGCUCGCAGUUUGCCUACAAGUGGUACGUGCCACUCAGCUACUACACGGACCUCAGCGAUGUCGAAGAGACCGUAUGGAUGAACAUGACUGACAUUAAAUUUGAAGUGGAUCCGAACAUCGAGUGGCUGAAAGCCAAUGUGAACCAGUCUGGGUUCUAUCGGGUGACCUAUGAAGAUGAGAUGUGGCAGGAUCUGAUCACGGCCCUCAAGUUGAACCAUACAGCCUUCAGCCCAGCUGACCGAGCCAGCCUCAUAGAUGAUGCAUUCACCCUCUGCAGAGCUGGCCUACUGAACGUGACAAUAGCAAUGGACUUGUCCCUGUACCUACUACGGGAGCGGGAUUACGUGCCUUGGGCCACUGCACUGGAACACUUCCAGGCCUGGAGCCGGUACCUGUCUGAGGCGGCUCCGUACCGGCUAUUUCUACGGUAUAUGAAACAUCUACUGGGGCCCGUUGCUCAUUCACUUGGCUGGGAUGACUCUGGCACACACAUGAACAAGUUGAUGCGUUCAGACAUCCUAGCAUCGGCAGUUCUGUGUGAUGUGGAGGAGACUGUGAAGGAAGCAAGGGCUAGAUUCCAUGCCUGGAUGACCAAAGGCGCAAGAAUUCCUCCCAACCUCAGAGAGGUUGUGUAUUCAGCAGGAAUAAAAUAUGGAGGUGUAAAGGAAUGGCAGUUCUGUUGGUCAAAAUACAAUAAUAGCGGAGUCCCUAGUGAGCGUAAACUGCUCCUCAGAGUCAUGGGAGUGGCCUCAGACCCGUGGAUCUUACAAAGGUACCUGCUUGCUACUCUGGACAGGGACAAGGUGAGACCACAGGAUGUGAAGAUUGUCAUAGCAACAGUUGCCUCCAACCCUGAGGGUCGACUUUUGGCUUGGAGGCAUCUGAAGGCUCACUGGACCACUCUUCAGGGUCUCUUCGGCAACGCCACAUUCACCAUGGGCAGUCUUAUCUCCACAGUCACCUCUCACUUCUCAUCUCAGUUUGACUACAAAGAGGUGGCCAAGUUCUUCCGUCAUCUGAAUGUGGGAUCAGGAAGUCGCUCUCUGGAACAGAGUCUUGAGACCAUCCAGCUGAACAUUCACUGGGUGCGACGGAACGAGGAACCACUUUUCCAGUGGCUAACAGGCUACCUGGAAAGAUAGUUCCGAUACACCAAGCAGUUUGCCAGGGUCACUCUGUCCUGUGGCGACUCUCAGGUCAUGCCUCUUUGUCUCUAAUCUCUGUGAUCUCCCCAUCCCCUGUAUUAUACCGUACUUUCCAGUUGUUGAAAAGCCAUCUGGAAAGAUAACAACUGACCAGUUGGCCCGUGUCACUCUAUAUGGUGCCUCCUACGUUAUACCUAACUGUUCGUAGUUUUGUGACUGAUCGCCCUCAGUACUAUACCGUACCUUCCAGUGAUAUGUGCUUCCUGGAGAGAUAGUGAAAUUACACAAACUUUUUGGGUAGUGUCUCCAGGUCUUAUCCCUCUGUCUGUUGUUAUCAUGAGCCCCACUUCCUGACCUCUUCUACACCAUACCGACCAGUGCCGCAGGUUAGCUGAAGAGAUUGAUGUAGUCCAAUAUACCUCGAUAAACUUCCUUACAUACCUUUAGUUACUGUUAAAGUAACUCAAGAGACCUAUUGACAUAUAUCAAACAAUAAUUGUUAUUUCUAUGUUCUUUCAGGAAUAAUUCUUUUUCUAUAAUCUCACUGUGUUGUACCUUGUUUAUAACGAUUCACUGACUCAGUAGUUAUCCUGUUUCCAAUGACCUAAGAACAUUUCGUAAAUCAUGACCAGAUUUAUGUUGAAUAAAUAAUAUUGUAGUUGUCAAUUUUGUUUUAAUGGUUCUGAAAAAAAUGUUAUUCCAAUGUUUGCCUAAUUACCUUUUAUGGAAGUACGACAACAACACUCUUGAAAUACCUAAAGUAAAGCUCAGAGUAAUUUAAAAAAUUCAUGGAUUGCUCAAAGUUUGUUUGUUACUCUAAACAUUGAAAUGUUGUAAUUUGAAUUUAAAUUGAAAUAUGCCAAACUUCUCUUCCCUGUUGAUACUUUCAAGUUUGUUUUGUCAAGUGUAAUAGUCAACAGUUUCUUAGCUACUUUGAUACAAUUCAUAUAGUAGUUAUUGUCGUACUUUUUGUUUUCCAACAAACUCAUGUUUUAACUGUUGGGUUUUUUUGUGAAACAUACUAAAAAUAUUUUAUUGAAAUGCUCCAUUUUCUAGAUAAUUUAGAGAUUUCUAUUAAUGUUUUUCAUCAUAUUUUGAAACUUGCACUAUUAUUUUUUCAGAGAUUGCUGAUAAAGGUAUUACAAAUCAAAAGUACAUCACAUGUCACUUAAACUGUAUUUAGAUUGUAUCUAUUACCAGCCGUUCAUGAUUAUUUAAUAUAUCGUCAAUAAAAAUAUUCUGAUUAAUUUUUUAAAUAAGAUACAUUUUUAAAGUUUCUUAUCAUAGUGUCUGGCCAUAGUUGUUUAAUUGGGGAGGUAUUUCUCAUACAAACAAAUCAUGUAGUAGUACUCAUUAAAAAUAUGUAUUUUGCCUAAUAAUUAGUUUUAUAUUUAGUUGUAUAACUAGAAUAGUAUUCUUGGGUUGUAUUUAAGACUUUUUUUGUUUGAUAUGAUAUAUCUAUUUCAUUGAAUACAUGAAAUUUGUUCUCUAGUGUAGAAUAUGAAAGUGCCAAUUUAAGAGAUAAUAUAACAAAGUAUUGUAAUAUUUUAAUUUGAAAGAUAAGUAUGCAUGUGUAUUUAGAAGGUGUGUGUAUGUGUGUAUAUAUUUUAUCCAAAAAAGUAUUCAGUCACACAUUUUAAAAUUGUUUGUUAAUAAUAAAUUAACUACUUUCUCCAAAAUAGUUAAAUAGAUAAUAAAACGAAAUACUCAAAGUAAUCAAUAAAUAUUUAACAAAACAAUUAUGUGAUUGGUUGAAAUUUACUUGAUAUUAUUAUUACAGUACAGUAUUGCAAAACUCAAAAGUAUACACAUACACAAAUGCUGUAACACAAAAUUAAAAUGUAAUAUAAUAAAUAAUGAUAGGCACCGUAAUGUUAUAUAUUUUAAAGUUGAAUAAUGUUAGUAAUUUACUGUGACUUAAUUUAAUACUAUUUUGAAAGAAAUAAUUGUGU
This is a messenger RNA of Homalodisca vitripennis (glassy-winged sharpshooter), 5242 nucleotides long. Its product is annotated as endoplasmic reticulum aminopeptidase 2-like. Gene Ontology annotation, cellular component: cytoplasm. Lineage: Eukaryota; Metazoa; Arthropoda; Insecta; Hemiptera; Cicadellidae. Gene Ontology annotation, molecular function: peptide binding; zinc ion binding; metalloaminopeptidase activity. The record is from RefSeq and is a predicted model, not a curated record. Gene Ontology annotation, biological process: peptide catabolic process; proteolysis.